Botrytis sinoallii is the source of this 1551-nucleotide messenger RNA. RefSeq lists its product as uncharacterized. The record is from RefSeq and is a predicted model, not a curated record. The transcript is spliced from 4 exons. Bases 1153 to 1551 code for a protein of 132 amino acids. Gene Ontology annotation, molecular function: protein binding. NCBI's taxonomy places the organism in Eukaryota, Fungi, Ascomycota, Leotiomycetes, Helotiales, Sclerotiniaceae.
CCAAUCAAUUCCCCUGAGAUAGGGCCAUUGUUUGAUAUGACAAAAAGUAAAAUUAGUUGAUAUUUCCUUUUUUCGCCGCGUUUGCGUGGCAACGACUGUAUCGUGAAGAGACUCGACACAGUUCAGAGAUGCAGUACAUCUGGGAGUUUCAGUCUAUUAAAGCCAUGUGAGACAUUUCAAAGCUCUCACAAAUUCUUCAAACAAGAAGCUCUGUCCCAGAGAGAUUUCAAACACUUUAUCGAAAAAUAAAAUGAUAACCAAGGGAUGUCAUUCAUCAACAGGAAUUCCUCGCAAUCAGACAAUGAAUGCAUACAUAGUAUGAAAAAGAUUAUUCGCGCCACCUACCGACCUCAAAUACUUCCCCCCCUUUUGUACUACCCGCGUCACAUAACCCGUCGCGGACGUGGCUUUUUCCCAACUCGCAGAGAGGUGCGAUUCGGAAUGCUCGAUGAGAAAACGUUCAGAUCGCGACAUGGCUUUCAGAGGAGCAGUCCAGUGAGACGUCGUGAAAAGACGCACGUCGAACUCCCGUACCGGCUUGAACAUGCCGCAUUUCGAAUGUGGCUCGUUCCUAUACGAAGCGAAUACCAGACGUAUCUCUGAAGGAAGGGUUGGUUCGGUUCGACAUUGCGCCUUCUACCGGGAUUCUGAUUGCUUCGAGGGCGUUGAAACGAGGUCGUGUAACAGGUGGUAGGGGUGGUAGUUACACAUGAUGAAUUGAGGGAAUGUCCUUUGAUACGCUGUUCUAUGUGUGCUUUUGGGGACUUUUCUCGAGAAAAGCUUCCGUUCACUGGUAGUCUUUGUCAAUUAUUUGGAUGACGUAGCACCAUACCAUGGCCUUGAAGUGUAUCCAAGAACCAGCGCGUCUGCGGGGUUAAUACAAGGGUUAUAUAUCAUGGUCAAGCAUUGCACUCGAGGUGCGCAGGUCAAAUAGGAAGAUAAGCCGAAAGUGGUAUCCAACCCCAUAUAAAGGCCUGAUAUGGAAUUGGUGACUGGGUUGCUUGAAUCUCAUCGCGCAACCAAAGUUGGCAUUAUCCUGCUCACUGCAUUUGAAGCAAGGCGCACGGAGCUCCAUUCCCCAGGUUUCUCGCAAUUUAGACUUUUGUUCUUCAAUAUCUUCUUGGAGAACUUCGCAAUAAAUGACUCCCAAAGAUGGAUUUUCCUCAUAUGGAUCCCUCGAACUUUGAUCUACCAAACUUUGAUCUGCCAGACAUGAAUCCUCCAGACAUAGAACUUCAGUUGAUAUUCAACAGACUUCAGAUGCUACACUAUCUGAAUCGCUUGAUGGAUGCAAGAUUUGAUAAUUGGAAGGCGGUGAAGGACAUCACCGAGAAGGACAUGCAAAUACUCGGAAUGAAGCUGGGUCACAUAAGAAAACUCCAACGGGAAAUUGCGACUUCGCGAGGAUGGCCCCAAAACGCCCCACUAAAUGGCCCAUAUGUUUGUGGUGGAGGACAGAAGCAGGAGCCCGUGGAGCUAAAGCAAGAAAUAAUGACACAAUUGAUGGUUUCUGGUACCCAGUAUUUCGUUGAUGUCAAUGGCACAGGCUAG